This is a messenger RNA of Centropristis striata (black sea bass), 1935 nucleotides long. It is a transcript of the gene ghitm, whose product is annotated as growth hormone inducible transmembrane protein. The coding region runs from base 324 to 1358 and encodes 344 amino acids. Lineage: Eukaryota; Metazoa; Chordata; Actinopteri; Perciformes; Serranidae. The transcript has 9 exons. The record is from RefSeq and is a predicted model, not a curated record. Gene Ontology annotation, cellular component: mitochondrial inner membrane.
UUGUUUCAUAUGUACGAGCUCGUUAAUACAUCAUUAAGAGCAUUACGGCUUUUAUAUAUUGUCUUGCAUCAUCAUGCGUUGGAAAUGAACUCUGGAAAUUAUAAACUAUCUACCGUUAUCUAUCCUUACAAUAAUUGUAGGGUUAUGAAAUGCAAUCUGACGUAGAACUACAACUCCCAUCACACCAGUCGCUUAAUGAUGACGCAGAGAAUUUUCACGAAGGUUGCAAAACAAUUGCGUCAGAAAAUUGCGCACUUCUUUCUAGAAAGGUGAACGACGAACAUUGCUGUCUCGGGUGAUAUACAGGAUACUAUACUGCAACCAUGUUGGUGGCUAGGCUAACAUGCCUGAGGAGUCUUCCUCUCGCCGGGCUCCGUCCUGUGCUGUCCCAGGGCUCAUCAGCCCUGAGAGCACCGACCAUGAAGGCCUGUCCACCCCUGCUCAGGCCCCAGCAGGGUUAUUCCACCAAGGCCAGAUUUGGUUUCCGACGUGGAAAGACAAUCAAGGAAGCAGCUUUUGAGCCAGCAACAGACACAGCCAUCAAAAUUGACAGCAUGGGAAGAAUAUUCCUGGCUGGAGGUGCAGCAGUUGGCCUUGGAGCUCUGUGCUACUACGGACUGGGCAUGUCCAAUGAAAUCGGUGCCAUUGAGAAAGCAGUGAUCUGGCCUCAGUAUGUGAAGGACAGAAUCCACUCCACCUACAUGUACUUUGCAGGCAGUAUUGGGCUGACAGCUUUGUCUGCUGUAGCAGUGAGCAGGACACCAGCACUUAUGGGCCUGAUGAUGAGAGGAUCCUGGCUAGCCAUUGGAGCAACUUUUGCAGCCAUGAUUGGUGCCGGCAUGCUGGUUAGGUCCAUUUCAUAUGAGAACAGCCCAAUGCCCAAACACCUUGCUUGGAUGCUCCAUGCAGGUGUGAUGGGGGCCGUCAUCGCCCCCCUCACUCUCCUGGGAGGGCCUCUGAUGAUGAGAGCCGCCUGGUACACUGCAGGAAUCGUGGGAGGUCUGUCCACUGUGGCCAUGUGUGCCCCGAGUGAGAAGUUCCUCAAUAUGGGUGGGCCAUUGGCUGUUGGCUUCGGAGUGGUCUUUGCUUCUUCUAUUGGAUCAAUGUUCCUGCCGCCCACCUCAGCGUUCGGAGCCGGCCUGUACUCGGUGGCCAUCUACGGAGGCCUAGUCCUGUUCAGCAUGUUCCUCCUCUAUGACACACAGAAAGUCGUCAAGAGGGCAGAGACACACCCACUCUAUGGUGUGCAGAAAUAUGACCCCAUUAACGCGUGUAUGGGGAUUUACAUGGACACACUGAACAUCUUCAUGAGACUGGUGAUGAUUCUGUCUGGCGGUGGCGGUGGCAGAAGGAAGUAAACAGCAGAAUUCUGACUUUGGUUUCAUUUUUACCUUCCACAGAGCUGAACAAAAUCAUAUUUUAUCACUAGCAACAUACACCGUCUGUUAUCUCUUAGUGACAAGGCUUGUCUAACUGGAAACUAUAGAGAAAUUCUUUGCAAGAGUCUAAAGAUGAGGAUUGCACGCUUCGGUGCAAAGGAGACAAAUCAUUGUAUAUUGAUAACACACAGAGAGCUCUUACCUCGAUUGUGGAAGUAUCUGGUUGAUCCUGGGGUGAACAGAUGGGUUAAAUCUGUCAGCUUUAUUCACCUGCCUCAGAUGUCUGUUGUAUUCUUUAUGUUUUUUUUAUUUAUUUCAACUUAAUGGUGUUUCUGCUUCUCAUAAAAGUUCAAUAUCUGGUAUUUGCAACGGAAAUGCUACACGUCAACCAUGGACUGGAUAGUACAGUAAAUUUACUGUGCACUUGCUCCAGUGUUCUCUGAUAUUGCACUUCCGUGAUGGGUUAAAAGAGGUUGGCACUAGUUCAUAUACUAUUUUGGAGAAAAUAAUCGAUAAUUUGAAGAAUGGAAUAACUCAAUAAACAACUCAAAAGUGA